AUGAGCAAAAGAAAAUACGAUGAAACGUCGACUGAUGAGGAAGAUAGUGAUGUUCAGCUAGACGAUUCACUACAGUUAAAGCUUCAUGUACCAAAGAAUGCCAAUCUCGACAUAUCCUCGUUGAAUAUCGGUCACCAUGAGCAAGAUCGCUCGGAUUUUAUUUCACAUAUGUUCGGCAAAGAGGAUUAUACGUAUCUUCCAUUAAAGAAAGACCACGCUUCUCGACCACUAUGGAUCAGUCCUGAAGAUGGCCAUAUUAUCCUUGAAGGCUUUUCACCUAUUGCAGAGCAAGCUCAGGAUUUUCUUGUUGCCAUUAGCGAGCCUGUCAGUCGCCCAGCCCAUAUUCAUGAAUACAAGUUGACACCCUAUUCUCUAUAUGCCGCUGUUUCUGUCGGACUAGAGACUGAAGAUAUCAUUGAAGUCUUGAAUCGCCUUUCCAAAGUACCAGUCCCAGAAUCCAUCACACAGUUCAUUCGCCAAUGUACAUUAUCUUAUGGCAAAGUGAAACUCGUAUUGAAGCACAAUCGAUAUUAUGUCGAAUCCUCACACCCAGAGACGCUUCAAAUGCUGCUCAAAGAUACAGUCAUUAACCAAGGACGGAUUGUGCGGGAUGAAAAUGAUCAAGUCAUCAGUGCGCCUGCUGGUUCAAGUGCUUUGCUGGUGAAUAAUAAACCAUCUGGAAAGAACUUAGCUAUAUCCGGCAUCAAUAAGCAGUCUCCAGCAGCAGAAGGUGGAAAGGAUAAGGAUAAGUCCAAAGCGGCAUUAGACGAAGAAGCGCAAAAGAGAAUGGAAGAAGAGCAACUCUUUGGUGCUGUGGUUCGCAUUGAUAAGGAGGAUGAAGAGGAAGAUCUCGAUGGUGGUGAACAGGUGCAUUCCUUUGAAAUCGCUGCAGAGCAAGUGGAGAACAUCAAAAAACGUUGCAAUGACAUUGAUUAUCCUAUGCUCGAGGAAUACGACUUUCGGAACGACACAGUCAAUGCCAAUCUCGAGAUUGAUCUCAAACCUACCACUGUGAUUCGACCUUAUCAAGAAAAGAGCUUGUCAAAGAUGUUUGGUAACGGUCGUGCACGAUCCGGCAUUAUUGUGUUACCGUGCGGAGCAGGAAAAACGCUUGUUGGCAUUACCGCUGCAUGUACGAUAAAGAAGAGCUGCCUGGUUUUAUGUACAUCAUCGGUCUCGGUCAUGCAAUGGAAACAGCAAUUCCUACAAUGGAGCAACAUCAAAGAGAAUCAAAUCGCUGUAUUUACAUCCGAUUGCAAGGAGAAGUUUUCGGGAAGCUCAGGCAUCGUCAUUUCAACAUACUCCAUGGUUGCCAACAAGCGUAAACGGUCCUAUGAUGCACAAAAGAUGAUGGAAUUUCUUGAAUCAAGGGAGUGGGGCUUUUUACUUCUUGAUGAAGUGCACGUUGUACCUGCCAACAUGUUCCGUACCGUUGUUACAACAAUAGCUGCCCACGCUAAGCUUGGCUUAACUGCAACCCUUGUGCGAGAAGAUGAAAAGAUUGAUGAUCUCAACUUUUUAAUUGGUCCCAAGUUAUACGAAGCCAACUGGAUGGAUCUUGCCAGUCGCGGACAUAUUGCCAAUGUCCAGUGUGCGGAGGUCUGGUGCCCUAUGACCCCUGAAUUCUACAAGGAGUAUCUUCGAGAGAAUUCGAGGAAACGAAUGCUACUAUAUGUUAUGAAUCCGAAGAAAUUGCAGGCGUGUCAAUAUCUUAUUCAAUACCAUGAACGACGAGGUGACAAGAUUAUCGUGUUUUCGGAUAAUGUAUAUGCAUUGGUGGAAUAUGCAAAAAAGUUGGAGAAACCUUACAUCUAUGGCGGCACUGGCCAACAAGAACGAAUGCGGAUUUUACAAAACUUCCAGUAUAACCCGGCAGUCAAUACCAUUUUCCUUUCGAAGGUUGGUGAUACGAGCAUUGAUUUACCAGAAGCCACAUGCUUGAUUCAAAUAUCAUCUCAUUAUGGAUCCAGACGUCAAGAGGCACAGCGUUUAGGCCGGAUUCUUCGAGCAAAAAGGAGGAAUGAUGAAGGCUUCAAUGCGUUCUUCUAUUCGCUGGUAUCGCGGGACACACAAGAAAUGUAUUACUCGACGAAACGGCAGCAGUUUUUAAUCGAUCAAGGAUAUGCGUUUAAGGUGAUUACAAAUCUAGAAGGCAUGGACAGCGAUCCCAACCUGGUGUUCCGAACACAUCAAGAGCAGAUGGAUUUACUAAAAUCAGUAUUAUUGACCAACGAGUCUGAUCUUAAAGACGAAGAUUUUGGUGCAAUUGAUGAUGUGGGUCGCAUCACAGACCGAAAAGUAGCAGCCAAGGGACGACCAUCUAACGCCAAACGAUCAAUGACGUCUUCUAAAACUCUCGCUGGUGGAGAUAAUAUGGCUUAUUUGGAAUACUCGCGGAAUUCAGGUGGUCAAUUUACUUCAUCGUCAGGAGGUCGUGGUCGUGGACAGCAAGGAGGAUCUCGAGAACAUCAUGCCUUAUUCAAAAAAUAUUUGGGUCGGAAAUGA
Messenger RNA from Lichtheimia ornata, 2505 nucleotides. RefSeq lists its product as uncharacterized. Bases 1 to 2505 code for a protein of 834 amino acids. The transcript has 14 exons. Gene Ontology annotation, cellular component: nucleotide-excision repair factor 3 complex; transcription factor TFIIH holo complex; transcription preinitiation complex. Gene Ontology annotation, molecular function: hydrolase activity; DNA binding; ATP binding. Lineage: Eukaryota; Fungi; Mucoromycota; Mucoromycetes; Mucorales; Lichtheimiaceae. The record is from RefSeq and is a predicted model, not a curated record. Gene Ontology annotation, biological process: transcription initiation at RNA polymerase II promoter; nucleotide-excision repair.